AUGGUGGAUACAUACAUGUGGGGGCUGGCAUCUCUAUUCGGAGGGCUGCACACAGCUAGAGACCAUAGAAAAUGGUACUCUGAAUGGCGAAAGAUGGUGCUCAAUAGAUCCUUAAUUACGGAUCGGGCGUCCCUAUCCAGGGGAGCUACGAAAUUGGCGCUCAAACGGUAUGCGAGCGUCGAGCACAACCUGUUUGGGGGGCGUGGGGGGCGCCCCUCGCCGCAGCCCGGCGGGAUAGUGACUUCGGUGUCUUGGCCGCGACCGGCCGCCUCCGCCGCGACCACGCGUCCCUCCGAAACGCACAGAAACACGUUUCCCAAACAAAAGUGC
This is a messenger RNA of Iphiclides podalirius (scarce swallowtail), 330 nucleotides long. Lineage: Eukaryota; Metazoa; Arthropoda; Insecta; Lepidoptera; Papilionidae. The record is from the annotation of a GenBank genome assembly.